UCCCGUGAAUGAUGCUGGGGGCGUGUCCUCAGGUCGGUCCGCGUGCGGUUACCUGAGAAACGCGCGGGCUUCAGCGCGGCCGCGUUGGCUAGUUCGGCUUCUGAGGAGACCCUCGCGCUGCUCUGCGGCCCGGGCGACGCCAUGGAGGUGGUGGAGGCCGCCGCUCAGCUGCAGACGCUCAAGUUCGGUGGCUCCGGCCAGGGGUCGGCUGCAUCGCCGCCACCUGAGGAGCGCCGGGAGGCCCCGCCUCCGGGGGUGCAGCCGCCGCCGCCAGCCCCGAGCUCGGAUCCCGGCGGAAGACCACCGCCGCCGCUAGCCCCGAACUCGGAUCCCGGCGGAAGACCACCGCCGCCGCUAGCCCCGAACUCGGAUCCCGNACCGCCGCCGCUAGCCCCGAACUCGGAUCCCGGCGGAAGACCACCGCCGCCGCUAGCCCCGAACUCGGAUCCCGGCGGAAGACCACCGCCGCCGCCAGCCCCGAACUCGGAUGCGGACGGAAGACCACCGCCGCCGCCAGCCCCGAACUGGGAUGCGGGCGGAAGACCACCGCCACCGUUAGCCCCGAGCUUGGAUGUCGGCGGAAGACCACCGCCGCCAGCCCCGAGCUCGGAUGCCGGCGGAAGACCACCGCCGCCGGGCGGGGCCUGGGUCACCGGCCCGAAAGCCACGGAGCCGCCGCCAGUGCUGCAGGCCUCAGACUCAUCGGACUCGGAUUCGGACAGUGAAACAGAUUCAGAUAGCUCCAGCUCCUCCUCUUCGUCGUCCACUUCAUCUUCAUCCUGUGGAUCACUUCCUGUGUUGUCAGAUGGAGAUGAGGAUGUCCAGAUUGAGAAAGAAAAUAAGAACUUUCCUCUUAAAACAAAAGAUGAAUUGCUUCUUAAUGAACUACCUUCUGUUGAAGAACUCACUGUAAUUCUGCCUGAAGACAUUGCACUAAAGCCUCUUGGGAAGGUUUCAAGCAUUAUUGAACAAUUAGUAAUAAUUGAGUCUGUGACUAACAUACCUCCAGUUAAUGAGGAUACUGUCAUUUUCAAAAGUGAUCGACAAGCAGCAGGGAAGAUAUUUGAGAUAUUUGGACCUGUUGCCCAUCCAUUUUAUGUGUUACGGUUUAAUUCAUCAGAUCACAUUGAGAGUAAAGGUAUCAAAAUAAAUGAGACUAUGUAUUUUGCUCCAUCAAUGAAAGACUUCACUCAAUAUAUAUUCACAGAAAAGCUCAAACAGGACAGAGGAUCGGACGCUUCUUGGAAGAAUGAUCAGGAACCCCCUCCAGAAGUCUUGGACUUCAGUGACGAUGAGAAAGAAAAAGAAGCCAAACAGAGAAAAAAAUCUCAGAUUCAAGGCCGUAAAAAACUCAAAUCUGAACUGAAUGAGUCAGGUGAAGAUUUUGGUGAAGUGCAUCAGAAUUGGAAUGCUUAUAGCUCUUCAGAACAUUCAAAAGGAUAUCACAACAGGGAAUUCUCAAGAGGCUUUGCGAGGGGUAGAUACUCUCGAAGAAGCCAUGGCAGGCCUCCACCUCAGCAGUACUAUAACUCAGAUCAUAUGGCAUCUCAAGAGAGUUUGGGAUUUGCACCUCAGAGACAAGAUAAUCCUGUCAUGCCCCACUAUCCUUUUCCCCCGCCCAUGUUUGAUAUGCAUAACUUUCCACUUCCGCCCCCGCCCCCACCUCCACCCCCACCCCCACCAAGCAUGGGGUGGGCUGCACCUAGCAUGGCCUCUCAUCCUGUGCUUAACUUACCAUACUCCCUGCCCCCACCACCCCUUCCUCCACCACCUCCCCCUCCCUCUCCUGGGGAAAAUAAUUCUUCUCAUUUUGGGCCUUAUUUUUAGUUGUAUGCUUAUAUUUCAGAGAAAUAUGGUAAAAAAGAAAAUUUAACAUAUAUUAUGGAACUAGAUUAUUUUUUAUAAAAACAUUGUAAAAUACUAAAUCAAAUGACUCAGUCGUACAUUCAUAUAUAUUUUUAAUAACUCAGUUGUAAUCUCAUAUAUAUUUGUAGCCUUUAUGAAAUGAUAUUGCUAGGGAAAGUUCAUCUCAUUCUUAGGAAACUCCAGUUCAUGUAAUAAUUAAAUGCAAUGUUGACUCAUGUCCUCUGCUACCCACAGCAGGCAAACAGCGUGCAUAGUGAUGGUUAUGACACAGGGUUCAUCAUGGCCGCCGAUACACUGAACACUGAUGGAAAACUUGACCCUUCAUUUAUAAGUGCAAGAAUUCUUUUUUUUAUUUACACAUUGAAGACUUUAUUGAAAAUAUUUUUAAUAUAACCACUAUUUUGUGUGGUUUAACUCACUUUACCAAAUAAAAUAGCACAUCUUGAGAAGUCUAAUUAUAUAUUACUUCUUCAUAACUUAAAAUCAUUAAUCAGGUAUAGGCAUUUAUUUAAUAUACAUUAGAACUAUGAUUCAAUUUUUAAUUUUAUUGAACUACUAAAGGCAAAAGAAUAAGUUGUCUGCUCCCUCCCUGUAAUAACAGGGUCUAAAAUCACUUGGAGUCCUAAAAACAAGCAAACUCACAUGUUUGAAUUCUUCUGCUCAUGAAUUUGUAAUUUUUUUAAUACUUGCUUCUUUUACCUUUUAUAUAUACAUGGUUAUCCUAGUGCAAGAAUUCAUUAGACUUGAUUUCCUUAAGCAAGUUAGGAGUGUGAAGGAGGAAGACAUUGGCUGAAGCUCUCAUAAUACUAGCGGGUUAGUAUUCACUGUGUAUUGACAGACUUGUGUUGUCUGUGUAGCUGUCAGUUAUUUAGAGAGCUUUACUGUUCCACUACGUACAUUAAGGCAUGUGUUGGUGUAUAUGUGUAUUCUGUGUCUAUCUGACAUGUGUAACGUGUAAUAAAGGCAUAUUAAAUGACUGAGUGAAUUUAGAGUUUUUAA
Mus caroli (Ryukyu mouse) is the source of this 2865-nucleotide messenger RNA. RefSeq names its product nuclear assembly factor 1 ribonucleoprotein (gene Naf1). The record is from RefSeq and is a predicted model, not a curated record. NCBI's taxonomy places the organism in Eukaryota, Metazoa, Chordata, Mammalia, Rodentia, Muridae. Gene Ontology annotation, cellular component: sno(s)RNA-containing ribonucleoprotein complex. Gene Ontology annotation, biological process: box H/ACA snoRNP assembly; ribosome biogenesis; pseudouridine synthesis. Gene Ontology annotation, molecular function: RNA binding.